AUGGUGCGACGUACGGUAUCUUAUCCUCAUCUCCGUCGUCCCCUUAAAGCAUCUCCGUUACGCAUCUCCGUAACGAAUCUGUUCCUCGUACAGGCGAGUCUCUUGAUAAUCGUACCGGAGUCAGAGCUUCGCUCAGGAGGCGCAGACGUCAUGGAAACGCAUCAAUAUUCUGCUCCACCUGCCAUUCCCCCAGCUGCGACGUUUGAGCCGUCUCAAGAUGUCAUGGCAGCGGAUCAGUCUUCUGCUGGAGCCGCCACUCCCCUAGAUCCUUCCGCCUCUCCUGCAGAUCCUUCCGCCACCCCUCCAGCAGCUUCCGCCACUCCCCCAGAUCCUUCCGCCACUCCCUCAGAUCCUUUCGCCACUCCUGCAGCGCCUUCCGCCAUUCCCCCAGCGCCUUCCGCCACUCCCCCAGCGCCUUCCGCCUCUUCCCCUUCCGAGUUCCUCUCAGCGCCUUCCUCGACCCCCCCAGCUCCUUCCGCCAGUCCCCCAGCGCCUGCUGCGCCGCCGUUGGCGGAGGCAGAGGGUGGAGGGCAGGGUCAGGAUGAGGGGCAGAGUCAGGGGCGAGAGGAGGCGGAGCGGGGCGGAGAGGAGGGAGGAGGAGGAAAAGAGACGCAAUCGGGCGGGGGUCAGGGGCAGGGGCAGGGCGGGGGAGGAGAGGCGGCGGAGAGCUGGUACAAGAUAAAGCGCGUGUCGUUUCUGGGGCGACAGCAGGUGCCUAUCGUCAUGCAAAACGACAAUGGGCCCUGCCCCCUUCUCGGUAUUGCCAACGUGCUGCUGCUCCGCAACGCCAUCUCCCUCCGCCCCAGCGCUACCGAGAUCUCCCAGUCGGACCUGCUGUCUCUGGUGGCACACCGACUGCUGGACAGCAACACAGGCAUGGAGGGCCGCUCUGCAGAGUACAUAACCAACCGCCAGCAGAACGUGGCUGACUGUAUGGCUCUGUUGCCGCGCCUCGCCACGGGGAUUGACGUCAACGUGCGCUUCACAGGCAUCCAUGCCUUCGAGUUCACACCAGAAACAGCCAUCUUCGACCUGCUGGACAUCAGCCUCGUGCAUGGGUGGCUGGUGGACGCGCAGGUAUGUUCAGCUGAGGGGAGGAUGCAUGGUGCCAUCUUCGACCUGCUGGAUAUAAGCCUCGUGCAUGGCUGGCUGGUGGACGCGCAGGUACGUGAUGCCACAGCAGCAGCAGUGGGCUCUCUCUCCUACAACAGCAUUGUGGAGCGCCUCGUCAUCCUGCAGGCCUCACUAGCGCCGAAACCCCUCUCAACCACUCAUAACCCCCCUAAACCCAUCCUACAGGAUUCAGCGACAGCAGCAGCAGUGGGGUCCCUCUCCUACAACAGCAUUGUGGAGCGCCUUGUUGCCCUGCAGGCCUCUGAAUGCCUUCUGAAACACUUCCCCCCCCCUUCACCUCAGGACUCGGCAACAGCAGCAGCAGUGGGGUCCCUCUCCUACAACAGCAUUGUGGAGCGCCUUGUUGCCCUGCAGGCCUCUGAAUGCCUUCUGAAACACUUCCCCCCCCCCUUCACCUCAGGACUCGGCAACAGCAGCAGCAGUGGGGACUCGGCAACAGCAGCAGCAGUGGGGUCCCUCUCCUACAACAGCAUUGUGGAGCGCCUUGUUGCCCUGCAGGCCUCUGAAUGCCUUCUGAAACACUUCCCCCCCCCUUCACCUCAGGACUCGGCAACAGCAGCAGCAGUGGGGUCCCUCUCCUACAACAGCAUUGUGGAGCGCCUUGUUGCCCUGCAGGCCUCCCACCCCGACCUCGCUGCUGCACUGCUGGGCGGGGGAGGGGGAGGGGGAGCGGGAGGGGGAAGCGGGGAAGGGAGAGUUGGGGGAGUAGGGGGUGGGGAGAGGCUAGGGGAAGGGAGAGAGGGAGGGGCGGCUGGGGAAGGAGGGGAUGUGGGAACAGCAGGGAGUGGUGGGGGGGAGGAUGGGGGGAAACAAAGUGAGGGAAGAAGAGAGGGGGUGGGGGAAGCACGUCUAGGAGAUGAAGGGAAUGAGGGGGAGGGGGAGGGGGAAGUGACAGCAGCAUCCCUGGCUGAGUCUCUUGCCUCUCUUCUCCUUUCCAAACCUCUACCAGUCUCCAAACCGUCACCAGUUUCCGAGCCUGUGCCAGCUGCUUCCGAGCCUCGUCCAGCUUCCGAGCCUGUUCCGGCAUUUGAGCCUGCGUCAGCUUUCGGGCCUCGUACACCUUCCGAGCCUCUUUCUGCCUCGGCUUCCCGAGCCUGUGCUGCUGCGGAAGCGACAAGCGGGGAGGGCAGUGAGAGGGAUACAGAGGGAGAAAGUUUAGAGAGAAGACAGAUGGGUGGUGAGGGGUUGGAGGCGGGAGAAUGUGGUGCAGAGUCGAGGCAGGGGAGUGGGGCUGCUUCUUUCCUAGAGAGGCCUGCUGAAGAGAAGGAGGGCGUGAAGGAGAAUCAGCUCUGUGUGUUUUUCCGCAACAACCACUUCAGCACUCUCUUUAAGCGCUCCAACCACAUCUAUCUGCUGGUCACUGACCAAGGCUAUUUGAACCAACCAGGCGUUGUGUGGGAGAGGCUGGGCCAGGUGGAGGGAGACACCACGCUCUGUGAGGCUGACUUCACUCCCUUUGCUCCUCCACCAUCGCUCGGGGGGGAGGGGGCUGCUGGGCAGUGGACGCAUGAGGACGAUGCUGCCAUUGCUGCUGCCGCCGCUGCUGUGAGUCGGGGUAGGGGCAUGUGUGAGGCUGUGAGUAUGAGCAGCUGUCUCUGUGAGUAUGACUGGGCCAGGUGGAGGGAUCGCGACACCACGCUCUGUGAGGCAGAUUUCACUCCCUUUGCUCCGCCCCCGUCGCUCGGGGGGAAGGGGGCUGCUGGGCAGUGGACUCAUGAGGACGAUGCUGCCAUUGCUGCUGCUGCCGCUGCUGUGAGUCGGGGUAGGGGCAUGUGUGAGGCUGUGAGUAUGAGCAGCUGUCUCUGUGAGUAUGACUGGGCCAGGUGGAGGGAUCGCGACACCACGCUCUGUGAGGCAGAUUUCACUCCCUUUGCUCCGCCCCCGUCGCUCGGGGGGAAGGGGGCUGCUGGGCAGUGGACUCAUGAGGACGAUGCUGCCAUUGCUGCUGCUGCCGCUGCUGUGAGUCGGGGUAGGGGCAUUUCCGACCUUCAGUUGGCCCUGAUGUUGCAGCAGCAGGAGGUGGAAGCAGCAGAGAGGCAGCAGGCAGGGGGGAGGGGCAAGGGAAUGUGCAAACGACGAUCCUUAUUUCACCCCUUUACACCUCUUCCCUUUUUCUGUUACUUUCCCGCCCCCUGUACCAGUUCUGACCUUCAGCUGGCCCUCAUGCUGCAGCAGCAGGAGGUGGAAGCAGCGGAGAGGCAGCAGGCAGGGGGGAGGGGGAGGGGCGGAGGCAGGGGGGGGAGAUCAGGGGGAGUGGGGCAGGUGCGCAGUGAAGGGGGUGGGGGCAGGGGGGGAAGCGGGGGAGGCGCAUGGGGGCAAGGGGGAGGGGCGUGGGGGCGGGAGGGAGCAGUGGGGGGGGCAGCAGGGCCAAUAGAUGUGAAUCAGUUAGGGGGGAGGGGGAGGGGGAGGGGGCGAGGGGGGAGGGGAGAGGGGCGAGGAGGAUCAGGAGUGAGGAGCGAAGGUGGUGGUGGUGGGAGGGAGAGCGGCAGUGGGUGGGGCAGCACAUGGGAAGCAGCAACUGGCCUCAUAUUCGGCAGCAGCACCCACCCAAGAUCUCCCUCGCACCGCACCACACCGCAUCAGACCGCCUCCCCGCCAACCCCUCAGAGCAGGGGGCAGCGCAGGGGCGGAUCAACGCAGAGUGACUGCUCCCUCAUGUGA
Molecule: messenger RNA, 3795 nt
Organism: Closterium sp. Yama58-4
Lineage: Eukaryota; Viridiplantae; Streptophyta; Zygnematophyceae; Desmidiales; Closteriaceae
Source: the annotation of a GenBank genome assembly